UAUCAUGUUUAGAAGCACAAAAUUCGUAUGGCUUACAGUAGCAAGAACAGCCAAUAGAAACACAAGCAUCUUGCAGCACAGCGCUCGUAUCAAUCUAUUGCAUCUCUAUAGAACAUUUGUGUCAGUAGCAACAACAACAGCAGACACAUCCGAUCUUGGCACGGGUUUCUCUAGAAAGUCUGUGCUUGGUACCACUCCUCAGGAAAAAAAAGAGCUUUGGGAGAGAUAUGUACAGCGUGUGGAGUCCGAUGAUCCUACUUUGACAGCAGACGAUUUUUUGGAUAUCUGCCGAGUGAUACACUACGACAAAAACACAAACAUUAAAUCAAGGAUCAUACGAACACAGCAAAUCUUGACACAGAUCCAUACUCGCCUUGAUCAAGAAGGAUAUGAUCAAGUCUUUGUUAUUGGAUGUAAUAUGCUGAUGCGUGAUUAUUUAAUCUUGGGCGAUCUCAGUUCUGCCAAAAUUGUGUUUGAAGGAUUGACGCAUUCUACAUCAACACCCAGUGUGACAUCCAUAAUGACUAUCAUGCAUGGCAUUGGCAAAUAUGGCACAAAAGGCGAAUUACAUCAACUUGUGAAAUCAUUGGAGGAAAAGGGAUUGUUUCCUACUGACACAAAUUCGGUCUAUAUCAAAUUGAUUACUGAAUUUAGAAGAUUAGGUGAUUAUGGUGGUUGUCGAUAUUAUUUUGCAGAAAUGUCAAAAAGAGGGUUGGAUACAGAUGAAACUGCUUAUGUUAUUAUGUUUGAAGUAUUUAAAGACGCUCAAGAACCUGAAGCAGCCUAUAAAAUGUUUCAAUACAUGACAAGAAAGGGCAUUGUGGCUACAUUAAGGACCUACAGUGCAAUUAUACCGCUAUUAGCACAGUCAAAGUUAAAGCAUAAAGCAGAUCAACUAUUUCAACAAGCAAAAAAUGCUGGUAUUCCAUUAAGCAGCAACAUUUAUCUUUCAAUGGACUGGGAUCCUAUGGAGACACUUGAAGAAAUGAAAAAGAACAAUAUGCCUGUCACCAUAAGAGAUUAUAAUACAUGUUUAGCAGCCUGUGUCAAACAAAACAAAUUUGGUGAAGCACUCAAGAUAUUUAACUAUAUGAAGCAAGAAGAAGCACCUCUGGAUCGAUUUACAUACAGUAUUGUGAUAGACGCAUUAUCCAAAGAUUUGGAAACACCGACAGAAGUUGUGUUUGACUUGUACAAUGAAAUGAAAAAGAAUCAUAUCGAAAUGGAUGUUGUGUUGUAUACUUCUCUCAUAUUUGCAUGUACACGAUUACAGCAUUUAGAAAGGGCUUUAUCACUUUUAGAAGAUAUGGAUACAUACAACAUCAAGCCCAACAAUUACACAUUCAAUGUUAUUCUAGGCAUUUUGGCCAAUAAGCCAGACAUAUCAAAAACAGAUCUACACAGGACUCGACUUAUAUGGACCAAAAUGACUUCUAUGGGCAUCUCACCAGACACACGGGCAUUCAACCUUUAUCUCUCAAUCAUGUCUAAACUGGUUGAACCAGUGCAUCAUGACAAUACACAACAUGCUUCGCCUGCUGUCUUGUGGGGAGAAGAUCAAGACACAACAACAGAAUAUGUGCCUCGAACAGUCAAAGAAAUACUAAAGACAUAUCGCUAUAUGAGACAACAUAAAGAACAAAAUGUACGCCCUGAUUUUGUCAGUUAUUCAAUCAUUAUCAACAGCCUUGUUGCAGCAGGUCAGAUCAGAUCAGCAAUGCGUGUUUAUGAUGAUGCCAAACUAAAUCGGGUGACAUUGCCUGUCUCUGUCUAUAAUGAAAUCAUGGUUGGUUUACAGAGUGCAGGAAAGAUCUCGGAAGCCAUGAACAUUUGGCAUGAUAUGCGUUUAAAUAGCGUUUUGCCAGACAAUCAGACAUAUGAAAUUGUAUUAGAAAAUUGUGAACAGCUUGGUCUUAUGGACUCCCUAAAAAGUAUACGCGACCAACGCAAAUUAGAUUUCCAACGCUUAACGGAACUAGAAAGGAAGCGAGAGGAACGCAUGUCAGCUAAAAAGAACAAAAGUGCAUUGUAGUAGAGAAUAAAAACUAGUUUUGGUAUUUGAACCACUUUGA
Molecule: messenger RNA, 2072 nt
Organism: Gilbertella persicaria
Lineage: Eukaryota; Fungi; Mucoromycota; Mucoromycetes; Mucorales; Choanephoraceae
Exons: 1
Coding region: 5-2032 (675 amino acids)
Molecular function (GO): protein binding
Source: RefSeq, a predicted model, not a curated record